This is a messenger RNA of Closterium sp. Naga37s-1, 863 nucleotides long. NCBI's taxonomy places the organism in Eukaryota, Viridiplantae, Streptophyta, Zygnematophyceae, Desmidiales, Closteriaceae. The record is from the annotation of a GenBank genome assembly.
AUGGCGAGCGGCGGUAGAAACGAGGAGGCGGAAAACGUGGAUGGCCGGGAGGGGGGCGUGGGAAUGGAGAUGCGCGGGGUGCUGUUUCGGUGGGGAGAGAUGGGCGUGAAGGUUGCUUUCCGCUCGUCUGACUUCCCCCGCCACGUCAUCAUCCUAGGUGGCCUCACGGACGGGCUGCUGCCGACGCAGUACACCGCCAGGCUGGCAUCCGAGCUGGCAACCGCCCAUUGGUCGCUGCUGCAGACGCAGCUGUCGUCGUCCUACUUUGGAUACGGCGCUGCGUCGUUAGAGCAGGAUGCUGCCGAAAUAGAUGAGCUCAUCGCUUACAUCACCAAGCGGUACCAGGCGUCGGAGGUCAUCCUGGUCGGCCAUAGCACGGGCUGCCAGGACAUAGUGGCAUACCUCAAGAGCGCUAAAGCCAUCCAUCGCAGCAUUAGUGUCGGAGGGGACAUAGUGGCAUACCUCAAGAGCCCAAGGUGCACCCACCGCAGCGUUGUCAAAGCAGCCAUUCUUCAGGCCCCAACGAGUGACAGGGAGUGCAUGGAGCACCAGGCGAGAGAGGGGGGGAGGGAAGCUGAGGAGGCAUUUGAGGCGAUGAAGCGGGCGGCGCAAGCCAUGAUUGCGGGCGGCAGAGGCGCCGAGAUGAUGCCGAGAAGUGCUGACCCGCUCGCACCAAUCACGGCAUACAGGUUCCACUCUCUUGCGUGCACAGGGGGGGAUGACGACUUGUUCAGUUCAGACUUUUCAGAUGAGGAGUUGAGGGAGCGAUUGGGGCACAUGGGCGCGUGGCCGUGCCUGGUGAUUCUAUCAGGAGAGGAUCAAUACGUGCCAAGAACCAUUGACAAAGAGAAGCUGCUACAGAG